Molecule: messenger RNA, 1257 nt
Organism: Stylophora pistillata
Lineage: Eukaryota; Metazoa; Cnidaria; Anthozoa; Scleractinia; Pocilloporidae
Molecular function (GO): calcium ion binding
Source: RefSeq, a predicted model, not a curated record
AUGGAGUUUACUCCAGUGAGAACCUUCGAUGGAAAACGUCUAAUGAAUCACCUUAUUCUCGCCACUGAAGUCACGGACAGGGAGUUCUGUGGUGCCCGAUGCUUUCUGGAAGAAAACUGCGCGUCUUACAAUUUAAUGACGGGGAGUGAGGCUGAAAACCACAUAUGCGAAUUGAAUAACGCUACUCAUGAAGGACAUGAAAGUGAUUUGGUGAAUUAUUCUGGUUCUAUUUACCGCGCAGCUCAGGACGCAUGCGCCAAUGAUCCUUGCAACAGAAGAGGGACCUGUCAAGUAGGGUUCACACAGAAAGACUAUCGCUGUGUGUGUUCCUUAGGAUUUACAGGUCAGGAUUGUCUUAGUGAUAUUGAUGAAUGCUCUGAAGGAACUCACAGUUGCGACAUAAAUGCUGAUUGUUCCAACACCGACGGUUCUUACGAAUGUAUUUGUAAUCCAGGAUUCCACGGAGACGGAAGGAAUUGUGAAGAUAUUGACGAGUGUGCCACAAAUACACACUCCUGUAGUGCAGAUCAUUUGUGUAACAAUACUGAUGGAUCAUUCAGUUGCACUUCAUUCACGUGCAAGGAGAUCUACGACAGAAACCCACAAAGUGAAAACAAAGCAUAUGACCUUGUUGCUGGACCUGAGAAGAUUCCCAUUUACUGUAUCAUGAGAGCUACCGGCAUGGGACCUUGUGGAGGAGGAGGCUGGACACUUGUUAUGAAAAUGAACGGAACAGAGCAAACCUUCCAUUAUGAUGCUAGUAUUUGGACCAACAAGGUGGCCUUCAACCUGGAAGGAGGUGAGACGGGUCUUGAUGGCCAAGAGACUAAGCUACCGACCUACUGGAACACAUCAUUUUCCAAAAUCUGCGUCGGUAUGAAGGUCCCGGGAGAGGUUGACACAAGAUUUAUUGUUAUUCUCCAAACGGCCGAGUCUUUGUAUUCAUUGAUCGCUGACGGCCAAUACCGCCCAACUACAUCUGGAAAAGACGCGUGGAAAAGCUUGGUUAGCCCUCCAGGUCGUUUACAGGCGAAUUGUAACAAAGAAGGAUUUAACACAUCUGGGGACAACACAGGAAGUGCAGGCAGAGCUCGAGCAAGGCUUGGUAUUCUCGGUAACGGGGAAGAUGAUUGUUAUACUUGUGAUUCCAGAAUCGGAUUUGGCACUGGGGGAGCUUUGGAUGAUUCUAUCACGUGUGGCAACGCGCACGGGUAUAACUUAAAGGUUAAAACAAUGGGUUACAUCUUCGUUCAGUAA